Molecule: messenger RNA, 4769 nt
Organism: Morus notabilis
Lineage: Eukaryota; Viridiplantae; Streptophyta; Magnoliopsida; Rosales; Moraceae
Product: Fanconi anemia group D2 protein homolog
Exons: 31
Coding region: 94-4581 (1495 amino acids)
Biological process (GO): homologous chromosome pairing at meiosis; interstrand cross-link repair; mitotic intra-S DNA damage checkpoint signaling
Cellular component (GO): nucleus; condensed chromosome
Molecular function (GO): DNA polymerase binding
Source: RefSeq, a predicted model, not a curated record
CCAAAAAGUUUCAGAGAACGCCACCGAACGACGUCGUAAAGAAGCUUCCCCUCCGUCCGAAGAAAAUCCAUCUGCAACUCCAAGCCAACAAAAAUGGCGUUCCUUCAAAAGCAAAACCCUUCUCGCAAAAGACCUUCCUCCUCCUCCUUCCCUCCGCCCAAAAUCCCCAAAUCCACCUCCACCUCCGCCUCCGCCGCGCCAAACGACGCCGUUGAAACUCCAUCGACGGAAAGGAUGAUCGCCAUUCUGGCCGAGGCCGGCUGCACUCUCAUCAACCCAUCCGGCCCCCCCUGUAUCCCCUCCGAUCACCACAAGCUCCGUCGCCAACUCCACCACGCCUUCUCCUUUUCCGAGAACGCCUCUGCUCUUCGCGCCGAUUUCCUUGCCGGCCUCUCCUCCUACAUCCAGUCCCCCAGAAAUCUCCGCAGGAUUCUCGCUCCUUUGAAGAGCGACGGCUUAGGUUCCGCCAGCGACAGCUUGAUGCGACAUCUCCUGCUUGUCCCUUCGAUUCAAUUGGACCUUCAGAACAUGCUUCUCGAGAAACUUCCGGAGUAUUUCCACGUUUAUCCACAGCAUUCUGGAAUUUCGUCGAUGUCACUUGAAGAUGACGUUGCGAGGCUUAUUGUGAAUCAUUUCCGGUGGCUUGAUUUCAUUGUUGAUCCUAAUGCCUUCACGGAUAAAUUGAUGCAAGUUCUUUCGAUUUGCCCUCUGCACUUGAAGAAAGAGAUCAUCGGUUCGUUGCCGGAGAUUAUCGGCGAUCACAGCAACAGCACCGUGGUUGAAUCACUAGAAAUAGUGCUUCAAGAGGAUUCUGCCAUUGUUGUCGCUGUCCUCGACUCCUUUUCAAAUCUAAAUUUAAACGAUCAGUUGCAAGAACAGGUCAUCACCAUUGCAUUAUCAUGCAUAAGAACAAUUGAUGCGGAACACAUGCCAUUUCUGCUUAGAUUUCUGUUGCUUUCAGCAACACCAGCGAAUUUUGGUAGAAUAAUCUCGCAGAUACGAGAACAGUUAAAGUUUGUUGGGUUGUCGAAUUCUCAAGCAAUGCAUCAGAAGAAACUCAAAGGCAAGUCGCACAUGGACGGCUCGGAGGCUCCGAUUCUUGAUGCCUUGAGAUCAAGUCUUCGAUUUAAAAAUAUGCUUUGCCAGGAGAUUUUGAAAGAACUGAACUCGCUUCACAAACCUCGAGAUCACAAAGUCAUUGACAUAUGGCUGCUUAUGCUCAUUUACAUGAAUGGAGAGUCCCUGCAAAAGAAAGUAGAAAAGAUAUUCAAGAAGAAAAUCAUUGAAGGUUGUAUUCAAAAAACUAUGUUUGAUCAAUGUAUUUGCGGGCUCAAGGAAUUGGUACAGGAUUAUUUUCCAUCAUUUAUUUCUUUGUCUGAGUAUUUGUUGACAUGCAAAGAACAAAAAGCAAGGGAGUUGGGCGUCCGUGUUUAUACUAGUCUAUUCAAAGAAUUCACUGAUUCUUAUUCAAGACAAGAAGUUCUUGGUUCACUAGUUACUCUUGUGGGAUCUGGGGUUAAUUAUGCAGUCAGUUCUGCUCUGGAGACCAUGGGUUUGCUGGUCUCUGAUUAUGCACGGGAAUUGAUUCCUCUUUCUCCUCAUAUUAGUGGCAUAUUGGAUUACUUGGAAGGAUUUAACGUUGAAAAUCUGCACAAGGUCUAUGAGGUUUUUAGCCAACUGGCACUAUUUGCUCGAUCUAGCACAGAUUCAUACAGAUCUGCUUUUGCAAAUGAACUAUUGAUGAUAGUCCGGAAACAGGUUGGUCAUACAGACUUCAAGUUUAAGAAGAUGGGCCUUAUUGGCACCCUAAAGAUAGUUUCCUGUCUUGGUGAUGCAAAUAAUGAUCCCUCUCCAUCGGUUUCUCAGAAAUCAAAUUGUGAGGAGGCUUUGGAACUCUUGAAAACGUCUUUGGACUCUUGCAAACAGUUACCCUUAUCUUUGGUCAUGUUUUAUGAUGAACUGGCAGAGUUGAUGGACUGUAAAGCUCUUCAUCCAACUAUUAUAGAAUGGAUCGGAAGGCAUGUAGGAGAAUUUGAAUCCUUGUUUCUGUCGGAUAUAGAUGGUGGACAAUUGCCUAUGAAGGAGUCAUAUUGUGGUUUAGAAGGGGAGCUAUGGAUGAACUUGGACGGUGAUAUUUCACCUAUUUGUCUCAACAUAUUGCCAUUGGUUUCCUCUUCCUUGCAGUCUACUUCUUUACAAGUCCUUCCUGCUCACUUCCUUUUACUAGCUGCUAUUGAGAGGUUGACAAAUCAAGGAUCUCUUGGAGGAAUUGAUGCGCUACUUGGCUGCCCAUUGCACCUUCCUUCAUCUAAGUACUUUCUUGAAGCUGGCUGGAAGUCUCUGACUGGAGAACAGAAACAGGUUGUCUGUCUCUCUAUCUAUUAUGCAGCAAACUGGAUACGUGAACUACUCAAUGCCUUCUGUACACAAAUUGCUGGUGGAUUUGAAUGUACAAGUCAGGCUACAAAAGAGGGUAUAAUUUCAAAGCUACUGAAGCGAUUGAGGAACCUUGUAUUUCUUGAAACUUUAUUAAACUAUUCUAUUGGCCGGAGCACUAUAUCUCUUCCUGAGCUCCAUAUUUAUGUGAAUCACUCUGGGUCUUCACUGUUAAACCCAAUUUAUCAUGUGAGGCACAUGGAAAAGAAAAGUGAGCAGAAUAAAAUGAAUGAUAACACCUCUUCAAACAAGAAGACACGCAAGAAGCUCUCAAAGGCGAGCACAAGUUAUGAUUCAAAUGACAAACUCCGGCAGCCCACAAUAAUGGAAGCAUUGAGGAAAGCUGGAGCUGUAACAAGCGAAGAUGUACCCAAUGAAAAUUCUCCUGGUUUAUCUUCAAAGGGCAGUUCAGCUGAGUCAUCACAACAACACCGAUCUGACUCCAGUGAGCCUAUAGUUAUAGAGAUUUCUGCAGCUGUUAAGGCUCUUGAAAGUCAGAGAUCCAAAUUCAGGUGUCUCCAGGUUCAAUGCCUUUCCAUUUGGGCCCAUUCAAAGCGUCAGGACUCUUGUUGCUCUGAUCCUGCUGCUGAGUUACCACUAUUUCUGUACCUUCUGCGUGAUCUUCGCUACAAGCUGGAUUAUUUCACCCUUCCCAGCAAACAAUUCUCAUGUAGAUUCUUAAGUGCUCCAACCGGGUUCACCAGGUUGACAGUAAAUCAAUUUUUAAGCAAAGUUAGACAAGUUUUUCCAAGUCUUAAGAGGCACUUGGAUAGUGCUGUUCGUUUAUUUAAAGAAGGUGAUGGAUAUUGUCAAGAACAUUGGAAAAUUCAAUCUGCUUCCGCUGGGAACCCAUAUAUUCCCAUGUUUGUACUUACAAGAUCUUCAGUGUCUGCUUUGGUCCUUAAAGAAAUACUUCAUUACUUUCGUGAGAUAAUUAAUUUACCUGAAAUCCAGAUGAACGAAGCAAUUGUUUUAAACCUUCUCGAAGCCUUCCAGCCUGUCAAGAUCCCAGAUGAUUUCUUUUCAGGCGUGCAGAUGAAGCUCUCUCCUGGGACUGCAGAGUACUUGUAUUUCGGUGCUUACUCAUAUGUUGAAAUUGUCCUGAAUGAAGCUUGUUCUUUCUCCUUUAUGCUGGCCUCUGAAUCUCUUCUUACCCUGGAGUCAAUUGCAACCUCAGUCCAAAAAUUCGCAGAUAAGUUCAAGGAGGAAAAUGGUAACCAGAUGAACUCAGAAUUUAUCAAGGGGGCUCUUCCUAUCUUAUGCAACAAACUUGGAACUUCUGCUGAGAAGCUUUUGAGGCAUGCAUGGGAUACUGAGAAUCUUGAGAAUGGUUGGAAGGACAAAGGUGACAUGAUUCAAAAGGUUCUUCGCAUUUACUUGGAAAACAGUGAUCCCACUUCUGCUUUGCUCGCUGAGAUAGCUCACUCUAGUUUUUCUGAGGCUUUUUCGGGCAAUAGAAUGGAAGAAGAUAAUUGUGGUUUUCCAACUCUGAAUUCUGCAACAUUCAUUGUAUGGUACAGGGUACUGCAUGAAAGGAACUUGAAUGUUCUCAAUAGAUUGGUUAAGGAAGCCAUUCUCCAUGGGAAGCCUAGAGCCAAUGCUCAACGUGAAACUGUUGAAGAAUUAUUCGUCAAGCUACAACAUUCUGUAAAUGUGGUGGUAUCAUUAGUUACCCUUUGCAGGACAUCUGACAAGAUGACUGUGCAUGCUAUGGCCGUCAAAUAUGGUGGAAAGUUUGUUGAUUCUUUCUUGAAAGUUUUUGACUUCUUGCGUGCUCAAUUUGAAGUCCAUAAGGAGUCCAUAAUCCAAAUGGUGAAAGAGCUUCAGAAGGCCACAAGAACUAUACAAGCCUUAUGUUCUGAAGCAAAGGGCUUGAAACAAACUGCUAUAACUAGCAAAAUUCCUGCUACCAAGAGGUCCAUGGAACGCUAUUUAUUCCAUGUCAAGGCUCUUCUCCAUACAACAUCAAGUGGAUGCACAUUUUGGUUAGGUAACCUAAAACAUAAAGACUUGACAGGACAGGUUGUGAGCUCUCAAGCAUAUGUGGAUAAUCAAGGUGACAAUGCCAUAGAAGAUCCACCAGCAACUGUUGACGAAAGUACACCUGUCAGUAAUGCUAGUGAAGACGAUGGCGAAGCAGAAUGAAAAGCGUGUAACGUCACAAGACAAGCUUUAACCAGAACGAAUAAAGCAACCCAAAAAUGAAGUGAGUUAAUAAAAUUUCAGUUCUAGGGAACUUCCAGAGACAACUUAAGAUGCAUUGUGGGUGCUUGCAAUGCUUCUGCUGUAAGGACUCCUUAUUUGACCAUUAUGAUUAAGAUAGACGGCCAUUC